Oncorhynchus gorbuscha (pink salmon) is the source of this 2199-nucleotide messenger RNA. RefSeq names its product extensin-like. The transcript has a single exon. The record is from RefSeq and is a predicted model, not a curated record. NCBI's taxonomy places the organism in Eukaryota, Metazoa, Chordata, Actinopteri, Salmoniformes, Salmonidae. The coding region runs from base 1 to 2199 and encodes 732 amino acids.
AUGGCAACCAGCCCAGACAAACCUCCCACAUGGCAACCAGCCCAGCCAAACCUCCCACAUGGCAACCAGCCCAGACAAACCUCCCACAUGGCAACCAGCCCAGACAAACCUCCCACAUGGCAACCAGCCCAGCCAAACCUCCCACAUGGCAGCCAGCCCAGCCAAACCUCCCACAUGGCAGCCAGUCCAGACAAACCUCCCACAUGGCAACCAGCCCAGACAAACCUCCCACAUGGCAACCAGCCCAGACAAACCUCCCACAUGGCAGCCAGCCCAGCCAAACCUCCCACAUGGCAACCAGCCCAGCCAAACCUCCCACAUGGCAGCCAGCCCAGCCAAACCUCCCACAUGGCAACCAGCCCAGCCAAACCUCCCACAUGGCAACCAGCCCAGCCAAACCUCCCACAUGGCAACCAGCCCAGCCAAACCUCCCACAUGGCAACCAGCCCAGCCAAACCUCCCACAUGGCAACCAGCCCAGCCAAACCUCCCACAUGACAGCCAGCCCAGCCAAACCUCCCACAUGGCAACCAGCCCAGCCAAUCCUCCCACAUGGCAACCAGCCCAGCCAAACCUCCCACAUGGCAACCAGCCCAGCCAAACCUCCCACAUGGCAGCCAGUCCAGACAAACCUCCCACAUGGCAGCCAGCCCAGACAAACCUCCCACAUGGCAGCCAGCCCAGACAAACCUCCCACAUGGCAGCCAGUCCAGACAAACCUCCCACAUGGCAGCCAGCCCAGCCAAACCUCCCACAUGGCAGCCAGCCCAGCCAAACCUCCCACAUGGCAACCAGCCCAGACAAACCUCCCACAUGGCAACCAGCCCAGCCAAACCUCCCACAUGGCAGCCAGCCCAGCCAAACCUCCCACAUGGCAACCAGCCCAGCCAAACCUCCCACAUGGCAACCAGCCCAGCCAAACCUCCCACAUGGCAGCCAGCCCAGACAAACCUCCCACAUGGCAGCCAGCCCAGCCAAACCUCCCACAUGGCAGCCAGUCCAGCCAAACCUCCCACAUGGCAGCCAGCCCAGCCAAACCUCCCACAUGGCAACCAGCCCAGACAAACCUCCCACAUGGCAACCAGCCCAGCCAAACCUCCCACAUGGCAGCCAGCCCAGCCAAACCUCCCACAUGGCAGCCAGCCCAGACAAACCUCCCACAUGGCAGCCAGCCCAGCCAAACCUCCCACAUGGCAACCAGCCCAGCCAAACCUCCCACAUGGCAGCCAGCCCAGCCAAACCUCCCACAUGGCAACCAGCCCAGCCAAACCUCCCACAUGGCAGCCAGUCCAGACAAACCUCCCACAUGACAGCCAGCCCAGACAAACCUCCCACAUGGCAACCAGCCCAGCCAAACCUCCCACAUGGCAACCAGCCCAGCCAAACCUCCCACAUGGCAACCAGCCCAGCCAAACCUCCCACAUGGCAACCAGCCCAGCCAAACCUCCCACAUGGCAGCCAGUCCAGACAAACCUCCCACAUGGCAGCCAGCCCAGACAAACCUCCCACAUGGCAGCCAGCCCAGACAAACCUCCCACAUGGCAGCCAGUCCAGACAAACCUCCCACAUGGCAGCCAGCCCAGCCAAACCUCCCACAUGGCAGCCAGCCCAGCCAAACCUCCCACAUGGCAACCAGCCCAGACAAACCUCCCACAUGGCAACCAGCCCAGCCAAACCUCCCACAUGGCAGCCAGCCCAGCCAAACCUCCCACAUGGCAACCAGCCCAGCCAAACCUCCCACAUGGCAACCAGCCCAGCCAAACCUCCCACAUGGCAGCCAGCCCAGAUAAACCUCCCACAUGGCAGCCAGCCCAGACAAACCUCCCACAUGGCAGCCAGUCCAGCCAAACCUCCCACAUGGCAGCCAGCCCAGCCAAACCUCCCACAUGGCAACCAGCCCAGACAAACCUCCCACAUGGCAACCAGCCCAGCCAAACCUCCCACAUGGCAGCCAGCCCAGCCAAACCUCCCACAUGGCAGCCAGCCCAGACAAACCUCCCACAUGGCAGCCAGCCCAGACAAACCUCCCACAUGGCAGCCAGUCCAGACAAACCUCCCACCCUCCCACAUGGCAGCCAGCCCAGACAAACCUCCCACAUGGCAGCCAGCCCAGACAAACCUCCCACAUGGCAGCCAGCCCAGACAAACCUCCCACAUGGCAGCCAGGCUCCAUAGAGGGCAUCACAACCCUCCCUGGUGA